This is a messenger RNA of Diachasma alloeum, 833 nucleotides long. Its product is annotated as UPF0545 protein C22orf39 homolog. The transcript has 3 exons. Bases 315 to 812 code for a protein of 165 amino acids. NCBI's taxonomy places the organism in Eukaryota, Metazoa, Arthropoda, Insecta, Hymenoptera, Braconidae. The record is from RefSeq and is a predicted model, not a curated record.
UGGAGUCAUACUGCAAUUUCAUAUCUAACCUUAAAAAAAAUGAAAAAUUGAUUAGAAAAUAAUCAACAACUGCGCGAGAUCAUUCACUGAUUCUCAAAGUGUAAUUGUUGAUCACUUUGUUGUUGAUGUGAGUCUCGAGGGCGUGCGAUAGGACGAGCAAAACAAAACAAAAACAUUUAUUACCGCAGCACAAGUAAUUUUGAUCCUAAUUGGGUGGGAGUUUACACUACGUCAUGGCUCCGAGUGCUCCGAGUGGAUGUGUGAGUCAAUCGCUGCAUUCUGUGGGUUAGAAAAUAGGAAAUUCACGAGUGAAGAUGAGUGAAACUGAGGCGAAUGAGAGUGUCAGUGAAACAGGCGCCGAGAGGACGAGUGAGAGUGAUGAAUCCAGGGAAAAGAUUUGGAAGAAUGAGUGGAUGCUGAGGCCCUGUGACAUGUACUACUCGGAGUACAAGGUUUGUGACUCUCUCAGGGGGAAGUUUAACCAGCUUUUCGUUGAGGGACAGGUUCUUGACUGCAGCCAGUGGAAGGUGGAUUAUGAAAACUGUACCAAGUGGAAGAAAUCGGAUGAUGAACAGGCUUAUGAGGACCUCCUGACUAGUGAAAAAGCCCGCAGACGAGAGAGACUGAAACCGCAUUAUUUGAAUGACGUGUGGACAAGGAGAGAAGCACCUCCAGCAGACUGGAAUGCACCCCUACCCCAGUGGAUAGUGAAACGUGACGGGGGAACCUUCCUCGCGGGGAAGCAACAGGAGAUGAACACAACUGGAGAUAGAGAAAUGGAAUUAUAUAUACCUUCAUGUACAAUACUUUAGCAGUAAAUAGAUGAAACCGUA